Molecule: messenger RNA, 5977 nt
Organism: Sinocyclocheilus rhinocerous
Lineage: Eukaryota; Metazoa; Chordata; Actinopteri; Cypriniformes; Cyprinidae
Product: oxysterol-binding protein 1-like
Exons: 20
Coding region: 165-2627 (820 amino acids)
Cellular component (GO): perinuclear endoplasmic reticulum; plasma membrane; cytosol
Molecular function (GO): sterol binding
Source: RefSeq, a predicted model, not a curated record
AAUCAUUUCAGCACUGGGGAUUUCAGAUUUCCAUGCCUUGUCAUGUCGCUUUGCGUGAUUUCCCCGAGGUUUCAUCUGAUGUUCUGCAUGAAUUGUCGGGAUUUCUGUCAUUAUACACAGCUUGAAGACCCCCCUCAGACACUGUGAAGCCACGGGCUGUCGUGAUGUCGGAGCCCAAAGCGCCCACCCCGGCCCCUGGGGACACUUAUAAAGGCUGGCUCUUCAAAUGGACUAAUUACAUAAAGGGAUACCAAAGGCGCUGGUUCGUCCUGAGCAAUGGCUUGCUGUCUUACUACAGGACCCAGGCGGAGAUGGGUCACACAUGUCGGGGCACCAUAAACCUGGCCACGGCCAAUAUCGCGGUGGAGGACUCCUGCAACUUCGUCAUCUCUAAUGGCGGCACGCAGACGUAUCACCUGAAGGCCAGCUCAGAGGUAGAGCGGCAGCGGUGGAUCACAGCACUGGAGCUGGCCAAAGCCAAAGCUUUCCGCAUGCAGGCUGAAUCGGAUGACUCCGGGGAUGACUCCACUCCUCCUGCAACAGGUCAGGGCGCAGGCUCACGCAACUCAGAGGUGCAGUCCACCCUCCGGACGCUGGGAAGCAAGGUGGAGGAUCUCAGCACCUGCAACGACCUCAUCGCCAAACACGGCUCUGCUCUGCAGCGGUCCUUGUCUGAGCUGGAGGGAGUCCGGCUAGGAGGAGAGACGAGUGAAAAGAUUCGACAGGUGACGGAGCGAGCCACUCUCUUCCGCAUCACCUCCAAUGCCAUGAUCAACGCCUGCCGGGACUUCUUGGCGUUGGCUCAGACUCACAGUAAGCGCUGGCAGAAAGCCCUGCAGGCCGAGAGAGAGCAGAGAGUGCGACUGGAGGAGACACUGGAGCAGCUCGCCAAACAACACAACCAUCUGGAGAGAGCCUUCAGAGGAGCGACCGUACUGCCUGCAUCCCAGAGCAACCCUGCCAUAGAUAGCAAAGGCCCAGUUUCAGGAAAGGGUGACGCCAGUGACGAGGAUGAGGAGAAUGAAUUCUUCGACGCAUGCGAGGACGUUCAAGAGUUUAUCACCGUACCAGCAGACCCCAAAUAUCACAGGAGAUCCGGCAGCAAUGUCAGCGGAAUCAGUAGCGAGCUGGGAAUGGACGACGGGACGACGUCGCUAGAUGAGCAGUCUCUGGCAUCCAAUCCCGAAUCUCCACAGUCCCAGGAACUAGUGCCUGUGAGAAAGAGGCGGACCCGAAUCCCAGAUAAACCAAAUUACUCUCUCAAUCUAUGGAGCAUCAUGAAGAACUGUAUCGGAAAAGAGCUCUCCAAAAUCCCUAUGCCUGUGAACUUCAACGAGCCCCUGUCCAUGCUGCAGCGUCUCUCCGAGGAUCUGGAGUACUACGAGCUGCUGGACCGGGCCGCCAAGUGCCAGAGCUCUCUGGAGCAGAUGUGCUACGUGGCAGCUUUCACCGUGUCCUCUUACUCCACUACAGUUCACCGCACGGGCAAACCCUUCAACCCUCUGCUGGGAGAGACAUUUGAGCUGGACCGCGUGCAGGAGAGCGGCUACAGGUCCCUCUGCGAGCAGGUAAGCCAUCACCCUCCGGCUGCGGCCCAUCACGCGAUCUCCGAGCGAGGCUGGACCCUGAGACAGGAGAUUGCCUUGGCCAGCAAGUUCAGGGGAAAAUAUCUCUCCAUCAUGCCCCUGGGUUCUAUUCAUUGUAUUUUUGAGAAGAGUACCAAUCACUACACCUGGAAGAAAGUCACAACCACAGUGCACAAUAUCAUUGUCGGGAAACUCUGGAUAGAUCAGUCAGGAGAAAUAGACGUUGUGAACCACAAAACAGGCGACCGCUGUCAUCUCAAAUUCGCACCGUACAGCUACUUCUCCAGAGACGUGGCCAGAAAGGUCACGGGGGUGGUGACGGAUAAAGAUGGGAAAGCGCACUAUGUUCUGUCUGGGACGUGGGACGAGAAGAUGGAAUACUCGCGUGUGAUGCAGAGCAGCAGAAGGGGAGAGAACGGCGCUGACGGACGACAGAAAACCGUCUAUCAGACGCUCAAAGCCAAAGAGCUGUGGAGGAAGACUCCGCUGCCGGAAGGCGCUGAAAACAUGUACUACUUCUCGACCCUGGCGUUGACAUUGAACGAGCUGGAGGAGGGUGUUGCUCCCACGGAUAGCAGGAGGCGGCCGGACCAGCGUCUAAUGGAGCAGGGCCGCUGGGAGGAGGCUAACGCUGAGAAACAAAGGCUGGAGGAGAAGCAGCGCACUGUCCGCCGAGAGAGGGAGCGAGAGGCCAACCGCGCCGCCAGCCCUUCAGAAGAGGGUAAGGAGUCAGCGGACGGGGCCGAAGAAGUCGAGAUUGCCAGUGAGCCCUCUGAGACCACUUACAAAACUGACACAGAUGAAACUUCCUCCGAUCUUUCGCUAUCAACUGAAACACUGCACGGCUCACACCCACCUGCAUACUCAAUGGAGGGUCCUUAUGGAGCUCCAGUCAAAAGUGGUCACCAGGACAACUACAAGUCGAUGUGGUUUGAGCAGCUCGUCGACCCGGUGACAGGAGAGCCCACGCACAUCUACAAAGGAGGAUAUUGGGAGGCCAAGGAGCAGGGCAACUGGGACUCCUGCCCGGAUAUCUUCUGAUCCCAAUCACGCACAUGCCCCGCCGUGCCCUCACUGUCCCGUUUCCCAGAAAAACAAAAAACCGAAAGCUCAAUCAGCUGCCCCCUUCUCUUUUCCCGUAUCGUAGUAUGUCGAGAUACGCGUUCUCUCUUUCGCCAGCCGUGCUCUACUCAGUGGACAAUAUGGAACACCGAAAUGGUUCGGGAACGUUCUCCCGCCACCAUCCACUGUGUGUCUCUCUGUUUUCCUCGUGUUCACAGGAUUAUUCAAACAUAGGGUUCGUGGUUCAGUAAAUGCUAGAGUUAGGAAAACAUAUCCUUUCCCGCUCCACACAUCUUCCUCAAGCUGUGGACGUCACAUCCUUAAACAUCCGGGGGAUACGAAGGCCUGUUUGAUUGCGUGUGUGUGUGUGAGUGUGUGUGUGUGUGUGUGUGAGAAUUAGCGCAUGUGCGAGUGAGUUCAGAGAAGCGCUGUAUUGCUCGUUCUUUUCAUUGAGCGUGUUUGUGUGAGAGACGUAGUUUGAGAGCUCGCCUUGGUUUAUGGAUUUUAAAGGAAUGGUUUGCACAAAUAUGAAAGAUCUGUCACUGAUUUCUCACCAUCUUUUUUUUUUAUUUAUUUUUUUUUUUUUUAUAAAUAUGCAGCUCUUUUCUAUUAAUGUUAACAUAGAAUGACCACUUGUCAAACACCAUAAAAGUAUCAUAAAAAUAGUCUAUGCGAUUUGUGAUGCUAUAUUCCAAGUCUUCCGUAUCUAUAUGCUAGUUUUGUGCAAGAAAUUUUACACUUGUUCUAACUGGCACAGCAAUUACGACACACAAGAACCAGUGGUGUUUUAGAGUCAAUAACCUUUCGCAAUGAGAUGUCAGAUCUUCAGUGGAGGGGAAGAUUAUUAUUGAGUAACAAUGUAAAGUUCAGUCUUUUCCUCACACUGAGCCAUUGUAUUACUUGAAAUAUAAUGUACAAGUCGUAUGCAUCAUUUUAUGGUGCUUUUAAGUCUUAUUUUGGUUCUUUUUGUAGCUUGACAGUCUGUAAACUUCUACAAAAAAACCCAGUAGUUUUGUUCAUGAAAUCUCCACUUGUUCGAACUGGUACAGCAAUUACGACACACAAGAACCGUUGGGAUUUUGUUGCGUCAAUGACUGUCAAACCGCACAGUUUUUGAAACUAUUAGCAAAUAAGAUUUCAGAGCUUUGGCAGAUGGGAAGAUUAUCAUUGAAUAACAAUAUAAAUGUAAAUCUUUUCUCUCGCACUAAGCCAUUGUAUUACUUGAAAUAUAAUGUACAAGUCAUAGGGAUGACUUUUUGGGUGUUAAGUUAAAUAAGUUUAGGUCUAAGCCUAUAAAUUGUUCUACAGAAAAAAAACACCAUGAAAGUAUCAUGAAAGUUGUCUAUGCGAGUUGUGACGAUAUAUUACAAGUCAUCUGAAUUUAUGAUAGUUUUGUGCAAGGUAUUCUUCAUUUGUUCGAACUGGCAUGCCAAUUAUAAAACGCAAGAACCAAUAGCGUUUUGGAGUCAAUGACCGUCAGACCGCACAAUUUUUGAAACACUUCACAAAUGAGAUGUCGUAGCUUUGGCAGAUGGAAAGAUUGUCAGUGAAUAACAACGUAAAUUUCAAUCUUUUUAUAUUACUUGAAAUAUAACGCACAAGUCAUAUGCUUACUUUUAUGGUGAUUUUAAGUCAUUAUUUUGGUCCUUUUUUACAACCUAUGAACUGAAAAAAUCAACUACGUGGGUUUGAAUGACCCAAGGGCGAGUAAACGAUGACAUCAAUUUCAUUUUUGCAUGAACUAUUCCUUUCAAUCCCAUCAUAUCUGUACAGUUCUCUGAGGGACAAUGGAAGCAUCAUUCUGAUAUUCUUACUAACACUCGCUAAAAUCACUUAAAAAGACUAAUGAAUUGUCCAGAGCGUGUUUAGAACCUCUAGAACAGCAUAUCUGUUGAUGCUCGCAAGAGGUUGUGCUGCUUUAAGCAGGAGAGCCACAUAAAAGCAUCAGUGUAGCCAGAGGAAGACGCUGCACUGCUUGAAUUUAGCUUCAGUGUUUGAAACUGACAAGUCGCUGUGAUGUGUAGUGUACGUGACACUGAAGGAUCUACCCGUUUGUUGAUGUUUCCCCUUCAGCUUGGGCACAGAUGCAUUAUGGACCACUCUUGCUCAUGUGGGAAGCGGUGAAGAGAAGGACGGUGUCCACAAACUGAGGCGCUCGAGUGUGUGUGUGGGGGCACUUGAGGUCAAGGGAGUCUCAAACCUGUGUGUGUGUGAGAUCAUGAGUGACGUAUUUGGGGUUUGUUGUGUAUUAGUGAAACUAAAAAAGGAAAAUUGCAUUUUAUUUUCAAGUGUACUUAAACACAUGCGUGGGGGGCAAAAAAAGCAAGAAUACAGCAAUGCAAAAACAUUGCGGAUAUUUGUGUAUAUAUAUCAAAUAAUGAAGUAAAAUAUUCAUACUAUUAAUACCAAUCCUUCUUAUGCUGACACUGACAGCUAGAGUUAUAAUUAUGAUGGUAAUUUUGAUGUAGUUUGAGGGUUCAGCACAAUUAUUAAUUUUUUAUCUUUUUUUUUUUUUUUUGUCUGUUUGAUAUGGGAAGCCACGACACAUUCUUGUUUUCUUCAUAUCAAAGAUAAAACGUUUGCUCAUUGUCCUUGAAUGGAUUCAGACUAAUGGAAAUUUGAUAUAUAUGUAUAUCUAUCCCAUCAUCCUCCUAUUCCGUUAAAACAGCAGUUUCAAUGUGAAUUCACAGUUUUACUGCUGUUCGUAAUAAUUGCAGAAUCUAUUUUCUUGGUUUGCAGUCUUUUAUUUGUACAACUGUUGAACUUGUUCUUUCUUCAUUUGAUUUCUUUGACUGUCAUUCCUCAAGUUUUCCUCACUACCGCUGGUUGGCAUUCUUCUUUUUGUUUGUCCUGUUGGUGUUGUCCCUCUCUUGGCCUCUGAUCAUUGUGUUACAGCACAGAAUUGCUCUUGACUGUCGUCAUGGUGCAGAUGAUAGUGAAAUAAAAGCUGGUUUGAAAAGGAAAUGAUCUAACAAACAACAGUCUGUCACGUCUGUCAUUAUGAAUUACCUUUUGCAUAUUUUGCAAGUGACUGUUCUUAAGAGAUUAUCACUGAAUUGCAGUUGAAAAACAGUACGUUUCGGUUUCCUAUCUUUUGCUCUGAAGCAGCACCACCCUUUUUACAGGAAAACUUUUUUUUCUCUCUUCAAGUUAUGCUGCUGAAGCAGGCUUCUCAUGAGAUUUCUAGACCUGAAUUUUUUUCGUCCUAGUUGUUCUGCUCCAAAAUAUUUCAUUGGCUAAAUAUUGCAAGAUAUUCAUCAGUUAGUGUUUUUAUCUUAUUAGAGAAAUGUGCACCCCAAGUACAAUUCAAAAGCAAAAAAAAGAGAAAA